This is a messenger RNA of Chelonia mydas (Green sea turtle), 4118 nucleotides long. RefSeq names its product G protein-coupled receptor 176 (gene GPR176). Lineage: Eukaryota; Metazoa; Chordata; Testudines; Cheloniidae. The coding region runs from base 1090 to 2682 and encodes 530 amino acids. Gene Ontology annotation, molecular function: G protein-coupled receptor activity. The transcript is spliced from 3 exons. Gene Ontology annotation, biological process: G protein-coupled receptor signaling pathway. Gene Ontology annotation, cellular component: plasma membrane. The record is from RefSeq and is a predicted model, not a curated record.
GCUUUUCCUCUGUUUUUCUCAAGCACAUUGAGCUGACAGCUCCACAAGCAAGAUGGCUGCCAUCAAAAGACAGAGCCUUCAGCUGAGGGUCAUGUGAUCUAGUCUCUCUUCUUUAGGAUCUCUAUGAACACAGCAGCAAACAGUCUAGCAGCCAGUGCUGCAAGCAGACUUGCUGAAAGCUCUGAAGACUUGAAGGUUUUCUGCAAUCUGUGGAGCAUCAAGAAUACAGAUAGAUGAAAUGCAUGUUGAUUCUAUUACUUGGAUGCUCCUUCAUGUAUUACAAUUUUUAAAGAGAAUUGUGCUUGAUCUGGGGGUACACUCACAGAAGGUCACAUAGGAUUAUGGUGGGGUUUGUUUUUGUUUUUGUUUUUUUUGGUUCAUUGAAGACUGGAGUGGUAUCUGUUUUAGGAUUUAAAAAAUUAUAUUUCAUGGGAAACAGCUGGUGCUCUGUGGAAGCCAUUGAACAUUCAUUUACUUUUCUCUGAAUGGAAUUUAAGUAUCUUCUCACUAUCAAGACCAUAUAUGCAAAAUUAAUUCAUUUUUCACAGUAAGAAAAGUGAAUAUAGUGUGUUAGGACAGUUGUAGGAGACUUGGCACUGAAAAAGAGAUGCUUUUCCUCUCUUUUGUGAAAAAGCUAAGCAAAGACUGAGAACAGGGGAAAAAACAUAGUUGAUUUUUCUGUAAGUUUUCCAAUCCUAUUUUAAUGUACAAUAAAUUGUUUUUAUUGUGAUCUGCUGGGAGGGUGACGUAUGGUGUGGACUGGAUUUUUCUCAUUCAUGUUUGUUGCAGUAAAACAUGCUGAGGAAACACUGUGACAUGGAGAAACAAGAAAUAUGGGAAAAGUAAUAGCAGGGCAGAAUCAUGUUUUUCUCCCUUCUUUCCUUUCCUGAGUAUAAUGAUUCAUGAGGUAGAGACAUGACAAGUCAAACCUGCUUUCCAGGACACAAAUUCAGUGAAGACUUUGCUGGGUACAAUGAACUUGGCUUUAUUCACAAAAGCAGUUCUUUUGCCUGUACGCUCUGUUCAGUGAAAAGCACUGGUUCAAUCAUGUGUGAUUAUUAGGUAGGGAGAAGGAAGAAAACACUCACCAUGGGGUACAAUGGAAGCUGGAUUUCAAGGAAUGAAAGUGACCAUGCCCUAUACCAGGAUGUUACCAGAGCUGUAGAAAUUAGCAAUGUGUCUAAUACACAAAUUGUGUGGAACAAUAGAAGCUACAAUGGGAUUGGACCCUUGGAAAAUGGGGAGUACAGUGAGGAGCAAACCUACAGACAUUUCACUACCACUGUGCAAAUUGUCAUCUUUAUAGGCUCUCUGCUGGGAAACGUCAUGGUGCUGUGGUCGACCUGCAGAACAUCAGUAUUUAAAUCAGUAACAAACCGCUUCAUUAAGAACUUGGCCUGCUCUGGGAUCUGUGCCAGUCUAGUCUGUGUGCCUUUUGAUAUUGUCCUUAGUGCCAGUCCACACUGCUGUUGGUGGAUCUACACCAUGCUCUUCUGUAAAAUUGUCAAGUUCUUGCAUAAAGUCUUCUGCUCAGUGACCAUCCUUAGUUUUCCUGCCAUUGCUUUGGACAGGUACUACUCAGUUUUAUACCCAUUGGAAAGAAAGAUCUCUGAUGCGAAGUCUCGAGACCUGGUUAUCUACAUCUGGGCCCAUGCCGUGGUGGCCAGCAUUCCUGUAUUUGCUGUGACUAAUGUGUCUGAUAUUUAUGCCAUGUCCACCUGCACAGGAUCCUGGAGCUACUCCCUAGGCCACUUGGUCUAUGUCAUUAUUUAUAACAUCACCACUGUUAUUGUACCGGUGGCUGUGGUGUUUUUCUUUAUGAUUCUUAUCCGCAGAGCACUGAGUGCUAGCCAAAAGAAAAAAGUCAUCAUAGCUGCCUUAAGAACGCCUCAGAACACUAUUUCUAUUCCCUAUGCCUCCCAGAGAGAAGCUGAGCUUCAUGCCAUGCUGCUCUCCAUGGUUAUGAUCUUUAUUUUCUGUAGCGUUCCCUACGUGACUCUGAUGAUUUACCGUACCAUACUCAACAUAUCAGAUAUUUCAAUCUUUUUGUUCCUCACUGCCAUCUGGUUGCCUAAAGUCUCUCUGCUAGCCAAUCCUUUGCUCUUUUUGACUGUAAACAAAUCUGUACGGAAGUGCUUAGUGGGGACAAUAGUGCAGCUACACCGGAGGUAUAGUAGGAGGAACAUUAUCAGCUCUGGGAGUGUUGCAGAUACCAACUUGGAGCCCAAUGUCCGCUCUGGUAGCCAGCUUCUGGAGAUGUUUCACAUUGGGCAGCAGCAAAUCUUUAAGCCAACAGAGGAUGAUGAGGAGAAUGAAACAAAAUCCAUUGGUUCUGGUGACUUUCAGCAGAAGGAAAUCCCUACCACCAGUUUAGAGGUAGAACAGACGUUCAUUCAGAAAUGUCUACAACACACCAUUGCAGACUCGGCUGCUCAGGUGGCUCCUGCCAUGCCAACAGAAGGCGAGCUGGUCAAUGAUAAAUAUUCAAUGCAGUUUGGCUUUGGACCUUUUGAGUUGCCUCCACAGUGGCUCUCAGAAAAUCGGAAUAGUAAGAAGCGACUGCUGCCUCCCUUGGGGAAUACCCCUGAAGAGCUCAUCCAGACAAAGCAGCCCAAGUGCAAAGCAGAAAGAAAAAUCAGCAGGAACAAUAAAGUCAGUAUCUUUCCCAAGGUGGAUUCCUAGUAAGAGCAGGAGCUAUGAAUAACAAAGGAAGGCCACUUUCUACAGUACGUGAUCCCAUGGAUCAUUGUUAUGCUGAAAUUUGUUACAGGCUGAUUUUUGUGCCAAAUACAUAAAAACAAAAGGGAAACAUAUAACAGAAGUGUUCCUUAUGAAUGUGUUUUCAUCAAAUAUCUACUGGUGUCAUUCCUGCUUUAUUUGUGAAAUCCAGACGGUAGUACAGGUCUGAUUCACUUCCAAAGGGUAUGUAUGGCUUUGUGUACAUUUCCUGUGAAACUUUCAUGAUGCGGUCUGGCAGCUGGUUUACUGGGCACUCCAGUGUUUAGUAAAAUGAAAACAUAACUAUUCUGUGUUGCAUCAGCAAGCCAAUAGGCAGGACUUCAGGGAGCACAAAAUGGAGGCAAAAUAGGUAGGCCAUGCCCCUUCUACACAAAAAUGGACAGAGCAAGUUUCUGAGAGUUUCAUUAAUGAAAUAUAAAAAGAUGCCCUUUCUCUUUAGCUGAUCUCUUACAGCAAAGUAAAAAAAUUGCCAUGUCAGGAACAGCCCCUAGGUUUCUUAUGCAUGUUACUCUUCUCUUCCUUUUGUAGCCCAGUUAUUUUCUCAGUUAAAGUAUGCUCACUUUUGGCCUAAAAAGGAUCAACUAGCAGAGAAAGCCCAAUUACUGGUGUAGGAGGCCCCCCCAGAUUGUUUAGAAAUUAACAGAAAAAAACUUAUAAAAUAGCCAUUUCCUCCCUUUAAAAACAAAUGCAUUUCCUGUAGUUUAAUGAAAAGUAGACUGUAGUCCAUGUGAUACAGUUUCUUCCCAAAGGAGCAUGCAUAGAUGUGCCUAGGGCAUGAGCCAAUGGCAGUUAGAUCCCAUGGUGAUGUGCAUGGUGCAUAUGCCUACUGGGUGCAUGAUUUCGGCAUGCUGUAAAUAGCCAGAGUCCUGGGUAAAUAUGUGGUCUGCUUGUGCCCUCUUCUUUUGACUGUUUUGUGAAAACACAAGGCAUUACCUUUAUUUGCCUGCAUUUCUCAAGGUGCAGAAAUUGUAAUACCUUUUUAAAAAGUGAUGUUGCAGCAAGCUGAUGGUUAGCCUCCGAACGGAAUAAAUGUAAGUGCCAUUCUUUACUCUUGGCGGGAGUAGGGAGACAGCACAACCCCUAAAUUUCCUUUUAGUGGUGGGCAUAAACCCCAAAUACGCUAAUUGUAAUUUACACCACUCAUCUCAUACUAGAUCGGGGUGGCCAACCUGAGGCUGAGAAGGAGCCAGAAUUUACCAAUGUACGUUGCCAAAGAGCCACAGUAAUACGUCAGCAGCCCCCCAUUAGCUUCUCCCCUCACCUGCUCCCAGUGCCUCCCACCCACCAUCAGCCCCAUCGAUUAGCACCUUCCCCGCCCUCCCCGCACCUCCCGAUCAGCUGUUUCGUGGUGUGCAGGAGGCCUCGGGGGAAGGAGGAGA